GUGAAUGGAGUUACUAGACCAGAUUGAGCAGAAGUUGGCGUAUGAAUAACAGCGCGAUGGUUAUCGCCUGAUCCGUUUUCUAAUGGGAUUUUAAAGCAGAAUGGAUAUAACAGAAAUAUGGAAUGAAAAAGCCUGUAUUUGUUAUCUUAAACCUAUGUAACGUAGCCGUAUUUGUUUUACCAGGAGAAAUCUGAAGUCGUGUACAACAAAAUAAAAACAUGUUAGCGUAAAGCUAGCUAGUGCUAACCUCGGAGUCGGACUAGCAUGUGUGGAAUAAGAGACACGGGGACACAGUGAUGACAAAACCGAUGUAAACCGACGGACUAUGAGCUCAUUUGAGUCUCAAAACAACUUAACUUCACGUAGGAAAAGUAUAUUUGUAUUUGAUCGACCGCUGGGAAACUUCGAAGCUGGCCCGUAAACACCAAGAGGCAAUGUCACGUGAUGGAUGGUUUUGAGUAUUAGUAGCCAGACAGGAGAACCAUGGAACAGGUCGAGCAACCUACCUCAGAAAUGAAAUGUGACAGCCCAGUAGACGUUGCGGCAGCCCAGGAGCCCCUCAUGUUCACAGGAGUUACAAAGGGCCAAUCGUCUCCGCGGACAGACUUGAACCCUGUCCAGAUUCUUGAAGACACAACAUGUAUGGCCGUCCAGGAGGGUGAGUCUGCAUCCUCGGACUGUGGAGGGAUGUCAGACCUGCAGGAGCCGAGCUCAGCGUCGGGUGAGGAGGUGGAGGGCAGCGAGACGUCUGAUGCCACAAGAUUAGAAGUCUCACCCGGCAGCAAGGGAUCGUGGGGGGCCACUCAACAGAAUGGAGAUGGAACACCACAGGAGAGUCCUCAACAGAAUAGUGACACUUCUGUAACAGCUCAAAUGUUUCCAGAUCCGUUACAGACCCCCUCUCUCUCGCUGUCAGACCAGUUACGGCUGGGUCGGGAUGACCCCAGUACUUUGGGCCUGAACGUCGAGUGCCGCAUAUGUGGAGAUAAAGCCUCAGGAUUUCAUUAUGGAGUACAUGCUUGUGAAGGCUGCAAGGGUUUUUUCAGACGCACCAUUCGUAUGAAGCUGGAGUAUGAGCAGUGUGAGCGUGCCUGUAAAGUCCAGAAAAAGAACCGAAACAAAUGCCAGUACUGUCGCUUCCAGAAGUGCCUGGCAUUGGGCAUGUCACAUGAUGCAAUCAGGUACGGACGUAUGCCAGAGUCGGAGAAGAAGAAGCUAGUGGCAGGGCUCAUCGCUGGGGAGAAACUGCAAAGCUCUAGUGGAGCUGACCUCAAAACACUGGCCAAGCAUGUCAACACAUCCUACCUGAGGAACCUCAACAUGACCAAGAAAAAAGCACGGAGCAUCCUCACGGGCAAGACGAGCUGCACAUCGCCUUUUGUGAUCCAUGAUAUGGACUCACUAUGGCAGGCAGAAAACGGGCUGGUCUGGAAUCAGCUUAAUGGAGCACCACCCAACAAAGAGAUUGGGGUCCAUGUCUUCUACCGCUGCCAGUGCACCACAGUUGAAAUUGUGCGAGAGCUCACGGAGUUUGCCAAAAACAUCCCUGGCUUUGUGGAUCUCUUCCUUAAUGAUCAGGUAACGCUGUUAAAAUAUGGAGUCCAUGAGGCCAUAUUUGCGAUGCUCCCAUCGCUCAUGAAUAAAGACGGGCUGCUGGUGGCCAAUGGGAAGGGCUUUGUGACGAGAGAAUUCCUGCGUAGUCUACGCAAACCUUUCAGCGAGAUCAUGGAGCCCAAAUUUGAGUUUGCGGUGAAAUUCAAUGCCCUGGAGCUGGAUGACAGUGACCUGGCUCUGUAUGUAGCGGCCAUCAUACUGUGCGGAGAUCGUCCUGGGCUGGUGAACGUGAAGCAGGUUGAACAGAUCCAGGAUGGCGUCUUGCAAGCUCUGGACCAACAUCUUCAGGUGCACCACCCUGACUCUCCUCAUCUCUUCCCCAAACUGCUGCAGAAGAUGGCUGACCUCAGACAGCUGGUCACAGAGAACGCCCAGCUGGUUCAGAUGAUCAAAAAGACUGAAUCUGAGACCUCCCUCCACCCACUUUUACAGGAGAUCUAUAAAGACAUGUACUGACAUGCAAGACCUGACUGAAGAAUGGACUUCAGAGUUCCCUCCUGAAUGGAGAGAGUGCACACAUCUGAAUGGCACCGUGGUGCCAUUGUUUUUUUUUUAAUGAAUUUUUGUA
This is a messenger RNA of Sinocyclocheilus grahami, 2182 nucleotides long. Its product is annotated as peroxisome proliferator-activated receptor delta-like. The record is from RefSeq and is a predicted model, not a curated record. Lineage: Eukaryota; Metazoa; Chordata; Actinopteri; Cypriniformes; Cyprinidae. Gene Ontology annotation, cellular component: nucleus. The transcript is spliced from 8 exons. Gene Ontology annotation, biological process: negative regulation of transcription by RNA polymerase II; negative regulation of cholesterol storage; positive regulation of transcription by RNA polymerase II. The coding region runs from base 484 to 2070 and encodes 528 amino acids. Gene Ontology annotation, molecular function: RNA polymerase II cis-regulatory region sequence-specific DNA binding; DNA-binding transcription repressor activity, RNA polymerase II-specific; zinc ion binding.